This is a messenger RNA of Cordyceps fumosorosea ARSEF 2679, 1725 nucleotides long. Its product is annotated as Peptidase M20, carboxypeptidase S. Gene Ontology annotation, cellular component: fungal-type vacuole lumen. Gene Ontology annotation, molecular function: metallocarboxypeptidase activity. The record is from RefSeq and is a predicted model, not a curated record. NCBI's taxonomy places the organism in Eukaryota, Fungi, Ascomycota, Sordariomycetes, Hypocreales, Cordycipitaceae. The transcript has 3 exons. Bases 1 to 1725 code for a protein of 574 amino acids.
AUGGCCCUUUCCAAACUCGUCUUGCUGGCCGGCAGCCUGGCCGCCGCUCUCGUGGCCCCGACCUCGGCCCGCGCCGUCCACGACAAAGAUAACAACGCGCUUGCCGCCUCCGUCACCUCGGACGUCGACGAGUGCCGGCUGCCCCCGGUCCUCGACCCCUCCGCCGACGGCCUCCCCAACAGUGACCAGCUCUGGGGCAACCGUUGGGCGCUGCAGCGCCAAGUCGAGCGUCACCAGGCCAUCGUACGUGUUCCUUCCGUGUGCUACGAUGAUCUCGGUCCCAUCGGUGAGGACCCGCGCUGGGCGCCCUUUGAUGAGCUUCACCGCGUCCUCCGCCGGACCUAUCCCGCCCUGCACAACUACGCCAAAGUCGAGCGCAUUAAUAAGUAUGGCCUGGUCUACACCGUCCCCGGCGCCGACCCCUCGCUCAAGCCCAUCCUCCUAACCGCCCACCAGGACGUCGUCCCCGUCCAGGACGAGGACGCCUGGACCUACCCUCCCUUUGAGGGCUACUAUGACGGCCAGUUCCUCUGGGGCCGCGGCGCCAGCGACGACAAGAACAGCCUGACCGCGCUGCUGACCACGCUCGAGGUGAUGCUGACGCAGGUGCCCUGGCGCCCGCGCCGCACCGUGGUGCUCGCCGCCGGCUUCGACGAGGAGUGCUCCGGGUACCGCGGCGCCGCGCGCAUCAACGAGGUGCUGAUGGACCGCUACGGCGAGGAAGGCGUGGCCAUCAUCCUCGACGAGGGCGGCCUCGGUGUUCAGGACCUAGGCGACGUCGUGUACGUGCUGCCGGCGGUCGCCGAGAAGGGCUACCUCGACGUCUGGUUCGACCUCGAGGUCGGCGGCGGCCACAGCUCCGUGCCGCCACCAAACACCGCCAUCGGCAUCAUGUCCGAGCUCGUCUCCGAGCUCGAAGCCAACCCGUACGAGCCCGUCAUGACCAGGGAGAGCCCCACGUGGGCGCACCUGGCCUGCAUCGCCCGGUACUCCCCCGACGAGAUUCCCGACGUCACCCGGCUCGUGCACGCCGGCGACCUCGACGGCCUCGCGGAGCUUCUCGCCGCCGGCGGCGCUGAAGCCUCCGGCGCUCACCCGUUCAGUGUGCGCACCUCACAGGCCGUCGACAUCAUCUUCGGCGGCGGCAAGAUCAACGCGCUGCCCGAGAAGGUCACGCUCGGCGUCAACUACCGCGUCACCCGCGACGACGGCAUCGACGCGGUCAUGCACCGCGUUGUGAAGCUCAUCGAGCCCAUCGUGGAGAGGCGCAACCUUUCGCUGUCCGCCUUCGAGCACGACGGCGGGAAGUACCACCCGGGCGUCACCCGCGUGGGCGGCGCCGGUAAGAUCAGCAUCCGCGCCGACCAGGUCUCGGAGCCGGUCUCCGUCUCGCCGAUGAGCGGCAAGGUCUGGGACACCUUUGCUGGCUCCGCGCGGCACUCGCUGCGCUUCGACGGCACCGUCGUCCCCGUCGGCGAGAUCAUGACCGGCAACACGGACACACGCCACUACCUGGACCUCAGUCCCAACAUCUACCGCUUCACUCCGGCCAAGGUCGGCUCCAGCGCCGGCGUCCACACCAUCGACGAGCGCGUCGAUAUGCGCGAGCACAUGAAGAUGCUCGGCUUCUACUACGACUUGAUCCGCAACUUUGACCGCGUCGUGCUUGACGACGAGCGCCGCCGCCGACCCUGGUCCGCGGACGAGGGCAACGAGGAGCUGUAG